AUGGAAAACCAAACAUAUUUGGCGGAAAAAUGGGAAAUCAUUCGAGCACAAAGUCGCGAUGAUGAAGAAGUGAAAAAUCUUGAGGAACAAAUUGGAAAAAUAAUACAUUCUUUAUGUAAAAGCAAUAAUGGUCUAUUGUAUGCAUCAAAAGAGUAUCUAGCAAAGUUUCUCUAUUAUGCAAUGACAUUGCUUUCAGAUGUGCAAACGAUUGGUGAUGAAUAUCUUCAUCUCAUCGAAACAGAUGAAACAAUGAAAUACACACCGAGUACCGGAUCAAAAACCAUGUUCACUUUUUGGCAUGUGCUGCUUCAUUUGCCAUAUCUCUACUUGAAACAAUUUGGACGUCGAAGUUCGUACUACCAAAAGAUUCAGAAUCCAAAGCUAAAGCGAACCCUCAAAGAGCUAUUAAAAAAGAGCCUUUACGCCAUUUCAUUGAGCGAGCGUUUUCACUUGUCAAUUUUCUAUAUCUAUGGAAACUUCUACAACAUCUCACGUCGAUUCGCUGGAAUCAAAUAUCUAUCAUCCAGCCCGCAAACGGAUCCACAGGCUCUCAAGUUAUACCGAAUUCUCGGCUUUUUAUCAAUCGGUCAAUGUUUGAGCUCGCUGGUGUUCAAUAUUUGGCAGCAUGCUUUUACCAAUCAAAAUCAAGAAGGCGAUAAUGAGACAAUUGAGACGAACGAGGAGCUCAAACUGUCAUUUCAAUGCACGGUCUGUCUCGAACAUUCACCUCCGGCCACUUCUGGAUGUGGUCACAUCUUUUGUUGGAAUUGUUUACAAGCCACCGCCAAGGAAGAUUCACCCAAAUGUCCUUCAUGUCGAAAAGAUUUCGAACCACAAAGCGUUGUGCCUUUAUUAAAUCUG
Molecule: messenger RNA, 861 nt
Organism: Mesorhabditis belari
Lineage: Eukaryota; Metazoa; Nematoda; Chromadorea; Rhabditida; Rhabditidae
Source: the annotation of a GenBank genome assembly